UUACACAAUUUGUCACAUUUUUUUUUUUUACAAAAUUUGUCAGGCAUUUUCUCUCUCCUUGAAAAACAUUUUGAAUAACAAAAUUUUGCAGCCACUCACGCUGUUACCCAAUAAAGAAACGACGAUCGCUGAUUGAAAACCACCCACCGCCGGCUGGCGACCUCUGCGGCUCCGCCCACUCUAUAAACUAAUAAAUCUGGUUUCAUCAUGGAAGUUCAUAGUCAUCUUGGAAUUGCUAAUACCUCUAACAGGCUAUUUGCUGGCAUGCUUAAGAGACAACAAUAUAUAUCAAGGUUUCAGUUGAGGAAUACAAGAGUUCAAGCAUCAUCUGAGACGUUGAAGGUACCUCCUACAUGUACGAAGUAUGGAAAAGACCAACCUCUUGUCAAGAUGUGUGGGAUCACGUCUGCUAGAGAUGCUGCAAUUGCAGCUGAAGCUGGUGCUGAUUUUAUUGGGAUGAUCAUAUGGCCAAAAUCUAAACGUUCUGUUUCACUUGCAACUGCCAAGGAGAUUUCAGAGGUUGCUAGGAAGUAUGGAGCUGAGCCAGUGGGGGUAUUUGUUGAUGAUGAUGCUGACACUAUUUUAAAAGCUGCUGCUGCAUCAAACAUAGAAUAUGUCCAGCUUCAUGGGAAUGGUUCACGGAGUACUUUCCCACAGUUGGUAAAGGAGAAUCGAGUUAUUUAUGUUCUUCACGCUGAUAAAGAUGGGGUGCUCCUGAAUGAUAUUUCUCAAGAAGAAUGUUCUUUAGUAGAUUGGAUUCUUGUAGAUAGUGCAACUGGAGGAAGCGGAAAAGGAUUCGAUUGGACGCAGUUUAAAUUACCAUCAAUAAAAAGCAAACAUGGUUGGCUAUUGGCUGGAGGAAUCAAACCCGAAAAUGCUCAGGAUGCUCUUCUUACCCUUCGCCCGAAUGGAAUUGAUGUUAGUAGCGGUAUUUGUGCUGCAGAUGGCAUCAAGAAGGACGAGUCACGGAUAUUUGCUUUCAUGAAUGCAGUAAAAUCUGUGCAGUACUGAUUUUAGUGUUAGGUCUAUUUUCAUCCAAAAUAGUUUCCUUUUUCUUUUGUUGUCAACCUCCCUUCACAUUUAACAGGGAUUAUUGGAUACAUCUUGACCUUUCUAAACCCUGUCAUUGAAGAAAUGUAUAGAAAUACAUCAAGUUGUUAAUGUAUUGAAACUUUUACUAGAUUUCAUGUAGAGCCAUAUGAGAAUUAGUUUACUUAGUGUCUAAAUUGGUAGAGCACUCAUUUGAAGGUGAUCCUAGGUUCAAAAUUUGUCAAGGGAAAAGGUUGGGGUUAAUAGGUAUCUUGUAAGAGUGGUGUUUGUAUAAUUAAGACGAAGGAGCUGUCUGUCUAGUCUGUUGGAACAAUGAUUUGAACCUUCCUGUUUUAUCGUA
Chenopodium quinoa (quinoa) is the source of this 1390-nucleotide messenger RNA. Its product is annotated as N-(5'-phosphoribosyl)anthranilate isomerase 1, chloroplastic-like. NCBI's taxonomy places the organism in Eukaryota, Viridiplantae, Streptophyta, Magnoliopsida, Caryophyllales, Amaranthaceae. Bases 208 to 1011 code for a protein of 267 amino acids. Gene Ontology annotation, biological process: L-tryptophan biosynthetic process. The transcript is spliced from 5 exons. The record is from RefSeq and is a predicted model, not a curated record. Gene Ontology annotation, molecular function: phosphoribosylanthranilate isomerase activity.